AUGGCGGCCAAAGUGCUUCAUCUCCUCGUUACAAUUCCCCUGCUCCUCCUACUCGUCUCGGUUGCCUUUGCCGCCAACAAUCCGUCCACCACAAGGGCUGUUGCCAGACGCGGCAGCAAUCGUACGGCAGCUCCGCGCCGCUCCCCACCGGUGCCGCCCGCGGGAAGCGCGGCGGGCCGAUCGAAGCAGCGGGGAAGCACGGCGCGCACGCCCGCUCCUCCCACGAGGAAGCGCACAACCCCGUCGACAGGCACUCCGACGCGGAGCCCCGUAGCGGUCAAGGGAGGGCGCAAGGUGCGCGUUCCGCGGGCUGGUACGACAGCACCGAGCAGCAGCCUGAGCUUGAUCAAGCUGCCCAAUAACCGCUACAACGCCAAGUGCCUAGAUGGCAGUCCGCCCACGUAUUACCUGCGCACGGGGUACGGUUCGGGCGCCAGCUCGUGGGUGAUCUACCUGCAGGGCGGCGGCUGGUGCACGUCCGUCACCGCAUGCGCGGCGCGCGCAAAGACGGUGCUCGGCAGCUCCAACUUUUACCCGCCGCCGUCCGAUCCCAACUUCGACAAGACCAUGCGCGACUACGGCAACGCGUUCACGGGCAUUCUGAGCAACAGCUCCACGGAGAACCCCGACUUCUACAACUGGAACCUCGCCAUGGUCGUCUACUGCGACGGCGGCGGCUUCGCCGGCACGCGCCGUCAGUACGACAUGCCGACCGGCGGGUCCAUCUACCUGGACGGCGCGCGGGUGUUCAAGUCCGUGCUGGAAGACCUGUACGAGCGCGGGUUGCUGCAGGCGCGCAAGGUGCUGUUCACCGGGUGCUCGGCGGGCGCGCAGGCUGUGUCGUCGAUGUGCGACCGCGUGGCGACGUACUUGCCGCCGGGAUCCGUCAAGUGCAUGAUGGAUGCGGGCUUUUUCCUCGACGGGUGGGACGUGACGGGGCGCAUGUACUUCCGCGACCUGUCCAUGCGCUUCACGGAGCUGCACCGCCCCGCUGUCGAGCAGGGCUGCGGCGAUGCGUACACGGGGUCAACGGAGUACUGGCGGUGCUUCUUCCCACAGUACAACGUGGAGUUCAUCGACACUCCGCUCUACAUCGUCAACUCCAUCAACGACUAUGCCGCCAUCGAGAUCCUCAACUACGCGCAGAACACCUCCAACAACAUCCUCAAGUGCCUUGCUGAGCUCGCUCCCAACGGCGGCAGCGGCGGCUACGUGCCGCGGGCCACACGCAACCUGCUGGCCAGCGCAGGGGUGGGAGCAAGGGGGGGGGGGCGUACUAGCAGGAGCAGUGCCGGCAGUAGGCCGGCGGCAAGCAACUCGUCGUGCACGGUACAGGCCCAGGCGGCGCUUAGGAGUUACUCCACGCGCAUGCUCAAGCGCAUUCAGAGCCUUGUGAGGCGACGGCCGCAGCUGGGAAGCUACUUGCUGGGGGCCAGUGCCCACUGCACCACCAUCUACCCCACGUGGAGCAGCAUUAACCGCAAGGGAGUGUUCCUUAGACAGGCAAUCUCCGACUGGUACUUCAAAGGCGUCUAUGGAGUCACUGGCGCCUCUAACAGUAAAGGCUAG
This is a messenger RNA of Closterium sp. Naga37s-1, 1569 nucleotides long. Lineage: Eukaryota; Viridiplantae; Streptophyta; Zygnematophyceae; Desmidiales; Closteriaceae. The record is from the annotation of a GenBank genome assembly.